AUGCACAGUUUGCACACGACAAAACCGCAGCUCAUCCUCGCGCAAGAGCGACAGAAACAGACCUCUCGUCGUUCCAAAACCAUCGUCGUUCCCGUCAUGAGCAACGACACCGUUGAACUCUCCUCGUUAGCGACCGCAUUCUCGCGACAACAAUCCGGUCCGGGCGCCUUGUGGGCCGAAAUCACCGCGCUCUCUCGACAAGAAGGGGUGAUUGAUAUCGGGCAAGGGUACCCUGAUUUCGGUUCGAACGCGAUCGCGAAACAAAGCGCGAAGCGAGCGAUAUCGAUGGACGAAAAGACAAUUUCGGGAGACGUUCCAGACGCUCGAGCGAAUCAAUACGCACCGAUUCCAGGAACGGCGGAUAUGCUGGAUGCGGUGAAACGGUAUUACAGAGACACGGCGAGAAAUGUAUCCUCGGUGGACGAAUCGAGAGACAGUUCGUUGGUGACGACGUCGGCGACGGAAGGGUUGUACGUGGUGUUUCGAACGUUGUUGAACAAAGACGACGAGGUGAUGACGUUAAGUCCGUUCUUCCCGUGGUAUUUAGCGCACGCGACGGUAACGGAGUGUACGCUACUUGGAGUCCCGUUAAAUCCGGAGGAUGGAUUUGCGGUGACCGAAGAGAUGUUAGAACGAGCGUACGCCAAGAGCAACAAGAGAGUAAAGAUUUUCGUGCACUGUUCGCCGCAUAAUCCAACCGGUCAUUGCGCGAGCGAAGAAGAACUGGAAAUUAUCGCCAGGUUUUGUAGGAAUCAUAAGAUCGUGGCGAUCGCGGACGAAGUGUACGAACGGUCUACGUUUCUAGAAAGCAAGCCGCAUUUGCGUUUGCGAGAGUAUUUACCGGAAAGAACGGUAACGGUUGGCACGUCGAGUAAGCUGAUGAAUUUAUCGGGCUGGAGAGUGGGAUGGAUAUACGGCCCAAAAGUCAUCGUCGACGCGUGCAAUACAUUCCACUCCUACGCCUCUUUUUCCACGCCAACGCCGUUACAAGCCGGCGUCGCGGACGCGUUAAACGACAUCUGCGACCGAGCGAAACCGGGCGAAGGCGUCACCCCGGACGAAAACGCCCAAAUCCUCGCCUCGAACGCCCAAAUCCUCGCAUCCGCGCUCACCGCCUCCGGCUUGAAAGUCUACCCACCCGAAGGCGGCUUCUUCCUCGUCGCCUCCGUCAAAAACAUCAAAUCUGUCGACGGCGACGCCAUCCAAUACUGCAAAAAUCUCGCUCGCCGAGGCGCCAAAGUCAGCGCGGUUCCGAUGACGCCCUUCUACGACCCAUCCUCCCCCGAAAACCCGACCGAUUUAGUCCGGUUCGCGAUAUGUAAAAAACGCGAAACCAUCGCGGAAGCCGCGAGGAGAAUACGCGAGAACCCUUUGUAG
Messenger RNA from Bathycoccus prasinos, 1377 nucleotides. RefSeq names its product aspartate aminotransferase. NCBI's taxonomy places the organism in Eukaryota, Viridiplantae, Chlorophyta, Mamiellophyceae, Mamiellales, Bathycoccaceae. Bases 1 to 1377 code for a protein of 458 amino acids. Gene Ontology annotation, biological process: biosynthetic process. The transcript has a single exon. Gene Ontology annotation, cellular component: cytoplasm; mitochondrion. The record is from RefSeq and is a predicted model, not a curated record. Gene Ontology annotation, molecular function: L-kynurenine:2-oxoglutarate transaminase activity; pyridoxal phosphate binding.